Xenopus laevis (African clawed frog) is the source of this 2183-nucleotide messenger RNA. It is a transcript of the gene spa17.L, whose product is annotated as sperm autoantigenic protein 17 L homeolog. The record is from RefSeq and is a predicted model, not a curated record. The coding region runs from base 124 to 1653 and encodes 509 amino acids. The transcript has 8 exons. NCBI's taxonomy places the organism in Eukaryota, Metazoa, Chordata, Amphibia, Anura, Pipidae. Gene Ontology annotation, molecular function: calmodulin binding.
UGCGUUAACCCUGAAUGAACUCUUAAUGAAGUAUUAGUCGGAAUUAGGACUCGGGAAUCUUCGGCUCGGGGCAAAAGGCUUCGUCUAUAAGCUCUAACCAAAGAGGUAACUUUACAUUAAAGGAUGUCUAUUCCAUUUUCAAAUACACAUUAUCGCAUUCCACGAGGAUUUGCAAAUCUUCUAGAAGGGCUGACCAGGGAAGUUUUAAGACAUCAGCCUAAAGAUAUUCCACUCUUUGGUGCCGAGUACUUUGCACAGCUAUUACAACAAAGACAAGAGACUGACUUUGACCCAUCACAGUGGGGAGCUGCUUUGGAGGAUAGAUUCUAUAACAACCAUGAUUUUCAGCAUGCAGAGUUUAAAAAAUACACUUCAGAACCAGGUGGACUAGAGAACAGUAAAAGAAAGAGCUUCUCAGUGGCUGAGAAUUCAACUGAUACCUACCCAUUGUCUCAGUCAACUAGUCUGGAACAAAAGGAGGUUCAGCCAAAUGAUGUGAUAGAGAUGCAAGCUGCCACCAAAAUUCAAGCUGCAUUCCGAGGGUAUAAUGUUAGACAUAAUGUAAAGAUGCACCAGGAAUCAUCCCCAGACAUCCAUCUGAAAUCUUCAUCUGAACAUGAAGAUACUGAUCAAGCUGUAGAGGCAAAAUCUGUUUUGAUGGAAAAUGAGGAUUGUGGAUUUAACAGCAAAGCAGAUGAGAAUGAGAUACAUGAGGAACAGGUGGAGAUACCAGACUCUAUAACAGCAGAUGAGUUGGUGAAAAGAGAAGAAUUACAAGAAGAAAUCACAGAAAGGGGUGAGGAAAUACAGGAUGAAGAAAUAAAAUUAGGUGACAGAGAAGAGAUAGAAAGGGAGUUUAAUAACCUUAGACUGAAAGACUCAGUAGAGCAAGAAGUUGAACAAGAACAACUAACUGACAAAGUUUCAGAAUCAGAGAUCAAAGAACCUGAAGACAUUAUGCAAGAUGACAAUAUUGAAGAGGUUGUUUCUGAGGACAGAGAAGAUAGAAUAAAAGAUGAAGAGGAGCACGUGAUAACCACUGAAGAGAGGGAAAAAACUACACAAGGUGAUAAUUCAUCAUAUCUAAUGGAUCAGUCCUCUACCAGUGAAAUACAAAAUAUUGAAUUGAAUGCUACAGCUGAUUGCCCAGGUGACAGUAUUCAACAUGAUUUUUUAUAUUCCCAAACCAAUGAAUUGGAAAGCCCAAAUAACCAGCUUGCUCCUGACUAUUUAUCUAGCAGUAUUCCAGAUAUUAUCAGUAAAGAGUCUGAUUCAUUAACUGACAGUAACAUGGACAUUGUAAAUGAACAGGUCUAUUCAGUACAUUUGCAUACCUCUGACAUAGAUGCUCCUAGUGACCAGCCUGAUCCUGAACCUUUACAUAACAUUAUUGAGAGUAACCAGCCUGAUCCUGAACAUGCAGAUAGACGUAACAUAGAAUCUCCUAAAGAGAAUGAAUCCUUCAGAAAACCAGAAGAGGAAGUCAUUGACAUCCCUCUUGAUGAUCCUGAUGCUAAUGCUGCAGCUGCUAAAAUUCAGGCGGGUUUCCGUGGGCACAUGACAAGGAAGAAGAUGAAGGGUGGGGAAAAAGACCUGAAAAGCAAGGAUAGUAAAGAUGGCAGCAGCACAGGAGGAGAAAAUGAAGGUGAUUAAAGAAAACUGCAGUAAGGAAACAAAACAGUGAAGUAGCGUGCCCCCCUAGGCAAGAGUUAUCUUGUCCGUAAGAUGAACAUUGCACCAACUAUAACUUGGGCUCUUCUUUACUUCUUUGAAAAGCAAAUGCCCUCUGUUGGCCACUGGAAGAUCGUGUGUGAAAUGCAUCAUUAAAUGUGAAGAUUUUUUUUAAUUUAUCAAAUAAUUUAAUUGGCAAAAAUCAAAUGUAGGGGGGGGUAAACUAUUUGUGUACAUUCUCCUUAUGCUUUGUGUUUUCCAUGUUCUUUUACUUUGUGUUGCUUUGAUAAUUAAGUGAUGGCUGCAUGCUCAAUCUGUUUUGGUAUAUUCAUUUUAAGAUUGCUUUAAUAUACAUGUCACCAUUCUGCAAUAAAUAAACUAGAAUCUUGUAGAACUGAUUUCUGGAGCGUCUCUACAAUACGUUCUUAACUUUUUCACUGCAAAAUGCAAAUAAGGCCAGAUGUACUAUCGUGUGUUUUGUUAAAUGCAAAAUAAAUUGAUUUGCAACUAAA